Messenger RNA from Megalobrama amblycephala (Wuchang bream), 3926 nucleotides. It is a transcript of the gene tmem121ab, whose product is annotated as transmembrane protein 121Ab. The record is from RefSeq and is a predicted model, not a curated record. NCBI's taxonomy places the organism in Eukaryota, Metazoa, Chordata, Actinopteri, Cypriniformes, Xenocyprididae. The coding region runs from base 2227 to 3177 and encodes 316 amino acids. The transcript has 2 exons.
UGCAUCGUGAUUUCAUCCGAGCGCAGCUGCGAGACACGCUGGAAUCCAAACAGGCUUUUUUCUUUUUUUUUUAUUUGCAAACGUUUAUUUCUGAGGCUUUUCCUCUCAACAUUAUCCUCGUGCAAUGCUUGAGUGUUUUCUGUCUCACUACAUGAGUUGGAUUUUAAUACUGUGAAGCCUCAUGGAAUCAGAUGCCGGACGGGUUUGGUCUCCUGCUGGAUUAAAAGCAUCAUUCAGUCAGUUCAACACCGCGCACAGCAACUGAGCUCUGAGGUUGUGUCAGAAGAGCAGGCAAGGAUGAAACUGAAGCCCAGUAAAAGAGAUUCCCCCUGGGGGAGCCAUAGACAGAUGUGGUGCCCCUGGAGCCACUGACCCUGUGUCUGAAUGAUCUAUGGAUAGAGACCACCAGCCCUCAAGAGUCAAUCUUCCAUUGGCAGACACGAACAAAUGUUACUUGGUAAUUGCGGAGUAUCUACAGUCUGAACAUUUGGUUCCUGGGCUGCAUUUUCUCAAAGAUAUCUUGCCGUUACAAGAAAAACGACCCACCACAACUGUGCUUAGACGUUAAACUCUGACUCGGUAAUUGUUGAGCACCUACAGUCUGAACAAUCAGUUCCUGCACUCACAUUUUCUCAAAGCGCACCUCAAAGUUCCCUUCAUGUUACAAGAAAAACGGCCAACUCACAAUCCAGCAAAUGCAUGCAAAGCUUCCGGGAAAGCCCAUGUAUCCUCACAUCACCUUCUAAUUGCAUGACCGUGAAAGAGGAAAGUUAUGGCGUCUCAUUGAGAAUGCUGAGGUCGGGCAGGCGUGCGGUCUAGCAGGAUCAAUACAAGCCCGCUGAUUAAUAGGCAGAUUUCUCCUCCAUUUACUGUGUCAGAGAAGAAUCAUCUGCCAAGACCAAGAUUGUGAAUUCAGGUCUCUUCGGUCUUUAAGAGUUGCAUUUCCAUUGCAAAGUAAUCCUGCUCUGGACCUUUUUGGAACUUUGUAUCAUUUAACACUACUUCUUCAGAUUUGCAAUCAAUACGACCGUAGCAAAGCAGUGUGAAUCAAAUUGUCAGUCUGAAGCAAUUGGCUUUUUGUGGAAUAAGUUCUUUUUACUUUAUGAUAUUGGGCAUGCAAAUGCCUUCAAAGUUCACUGAACUGGGAUGAAAAAGCAGCCUCUCCAACUACGCAGCAAAGGUUGAAACAAGGUCUCUUCAGUCUUUAAGAGUUGCUUUUCCAUUGCAAAGUAAUCCUGCAUUGGACUUUUUUGGGGGUGUCCUUUAACACUGCUUCAAACUUACAGUCAGUAUGACCCUUACAAAGCAAUGAGUCAAACUGUCAUUUGGGAGCCAUUGGUUUUUUUAGUAGAAUAAGUUCUUUUCACUUUUUGUCCUGAGUCAAGGUUACGAAAUUUUGGAAAUGCAAAAGCCUUCAAAGUUCACCAAACUAGGAUGAAAAAGCAGCGAUCCAACCAGCCCAGCAAAACUUGUCCUGCAACUCUGAGAAUCCUUUGAACCCAACGGUGUAACGGAGCAGACAGACACUCAUUGCGGUGAGUGAGUGCAUGCGGCGUUAGAAGACCAAGAUUGUGAAACCAAGUCUCUUCAGUCUUCAAGAGUUGCAUUUCCAUGGCAAAGUACAUUGGACUUUUUUGGAACUUUGUAUCAUUUAAUACUGCUUCUUCAGAUUUACAAUUAAUAUAACCCUUGCAAAGCAGUGUGAAUCAAACUGUCAGUCUGGAGCUGGAAUUGGUCUUUUGUACAAUAAAUCCUUUUCACUUUGUUCCUGGGUCAAGUUUAUGAUAUUGGACAUGCAAAUGCCUUCAAGGUUCACCGAACUGGGAUGAAAAAGCAGCCACCUCAAACAGCACAGCAAAGCUUGAAACAAGGUCUCUUCAGUCUUUAAGAGUUACAUUUCCAUUACAAAGUAAUCCUGCACUUUGGAACUUUGUGUCAUUUAACACUGCUUCAAAUUUACAGACAAUAUGCAGUGAGUCAAACUGUAAUUUGGGAGCCAUUGUUUUUUUUUUUUUUUAGUAGAAUAAGUUCCUUUCACUUUUUUUCUUGGGUCAAGGUUAUGAAAUAUUGAAAACACAAAUGCCUUCAAUUUUCAGCAAACUGGGAUGAAAAAGCUACUGCUCCGACCAGCCCAGCAAAGCUUGACCUGUAACUUCAAGAAUCAUCCAAGUGCAACGAAGUGGACGACAUUGCUGUGAGUGAUUGCAUGUGGUGGUGGCCCUCAGCAUGGUGUUGCCACCACCAGACAAGCGGCAUGUGUGUCUUACCACCUUUGUGAUCAUGACCAGCAUGGCCUUCAUGGACGCCUACCUGGUGGAGCAGAACCAGGGCCCACGAAAGAUCGGCGUCUGCAUCAUUGUCCUGGUCGGGGACGUCUGCUUUCUUAUCGUCCUCCGCUAUGUGGCGGUUUGGGUUGGAGCAGAAGUGCGGACGGCUCGACGAGGAUACGCCAUGAUCCUGUGGUUCCUCUACAUCUUUGUGUUGGAGAUCAAGCUUUACUUUGUCUUCCAGAAUUGUAAGGCUGACCGAAAGAGUCUGGAGACUGUCGCCCGAAAAGCUUUGACUUUAUUGCUGUCUAUUUGUGUGCCAGGCCUCUACCUGGUUCUGGUGGCUCUGGACAGCAUGGAAUACGUCCGUACCUUUAGGAGAAAGGAAGACAUGAGGGGUCGGCUCUUCUGGGUGGCUUUGGACUUGCUGGACCUGCUGGAUAUGCAGGCAAACCUUUGGGAGCCACAGCGGACGGGUUUGCCCAUUUGGGCUGAAGGUUUGAUGUUCUUCUACUGCUACAUUUUGCUUCUGAUUCUUCCCUGUGUGUCCCUAAGCGAGAUCAGUGUGCAGGGCGACCACGUGUCUCCCCAGAAGAUGAUGCUCUAUCCUCUUCUCAGUCUGGUCACCAUCAACAUCGUCACCAUCCUCAUACGUGGCGUCAACAUGGUGCUCUUCCAGGACAGCCGGGUUUCCACCAUCUUCGUCGGCAAGAACGUGGUGGCUAUCGCGACCAAGGCGUGCACCUUUCUAGAAUACCGAAAACAGUCACGAGAAUUCCCGAAUCGAGAGAACGCGACAGGAAUUCCCAUGGAAGUCCAGCAGAACUCUGUGGGACACGGACAAGCUCUGCCGAAUGCUACGAGCCUCCCACAUGAACCCACUCCAGCGCGGGAGAUUAUGGAUACAUGACCAAGGAACCAAAAAGUCUUUCGUUUGAUGCAACUGUACUUGGGGCCAACAAGGAGCAUUUGAACCAACAGAUAAUGAACUGUUUUGGGGUACUUUGGUACAACAUUUCAGCAUUAUAAGGUGCUCCGUCCUGUUCUUGACUGAGGUAAAUCAGCCAGUUUAGAGCUGUGUUGUUCAAAGGAAAACAUUCAGUGUUUUAUAAUUCGUUCUCCUCCAUCUUCUCCACAGUUAGCAAUGAAAAAGUGUUGUUUUCUUUCUGUACAGUAGUGGAGUGACUGUGGUACAAAACACGUUUCCCGUUUGAGACCAAACUCUUGCUUCCACAUCCACUUUUAUGUGUCUGACUUCCUGUUGUAGAUGCAUCAGAUAUUUGCCUUUCUUGCAAGUACAGAAUGUUGGAACUAGAGUGUAAGAUUGAGGGAACUAGAUAGGUGAGGUUGAUGAUUAUGAUCAAAUGUUGGGGAGUAGUCCUACAUGCCUGCAGUAUGUGUUUGCUCUUGUGUUUUAUGAUGUGUUAAUGACAUUAAAGAAAUGAGAAUGAGUAAGAAAGUAAGAAAUUUGUAUCCGAUGACUAUGAAAUUCCAUAGGAAAUAAGUCAGUGAAUGCACUUCCAAUUGAUUGGUAUAUGGAUUAUUAUUAUUAUUAUUGUUAUCAUUAUUGUUAUUGUUAUUAUAUAUAUAUAUACAGGGCUUGACAUUAACACCCGCCAACCCGCCAAAUGCGGGUAGAUUUCCGCUGUGGCGGGUAAG